CUAAAGCAGUUUGGUAUCAUCUGCAAAUUUUGCCACCUCGCUGUUUACCCCUUUCUCUGAUCAUUUAUAAAUAAGUCGACUAGGAUUGGCCCCAGCACAGACCCUUGGGGGACCCCAGUAGUUACCUCUUUCUACUCUGAAAGCUUACCAUUUAUUCCUACCCUUUGUUUCAUGUCUUUUAACCAGUUAUCAAUCCAUGAAAGGACCUUACCUCUUAUCCUAUGAUAACUUACUUUACUUAAGAGUGUUUGGUGAGAGACCUUGUCAAAGGCUUUCUGAAAAUCUAAGAAUACUAUAUCCACUGGAUCCCCCUUGUCCACGUUUAUUGACCCCUCAAAGAACUCUAGUAGUGGGAUCAGAUUUGAAACAUUUGGUGAGGUUUUGAAACAUGGGCCCUAGACUGUCAUACCUCCCCCACCUCCACCUUUAUUUCUGGUUUAAGCUGGCAUGACUUCUUACAAGAGUGAGAAAGUUGAGUCUGCUCCCUGGAAUGGAUUAUUCAGUUGACCCUUUUUGGUGCAGAGGAUUGGGCUUCUGCAUGCCUCUCUCUGUUUUCCUGGGAAAAACAAUAGUGGCAAUGUAUAGACUGAACUGGCAUUAUAAAAAGAAUAUGUGGUAAUUAACCAUGAAAAGCUGUUUUUAUCAUUUUGAGGGGCAAAAACAGUCAUACUUGCCACUAAAAAUCUACAUUUGACUAUAGAUUGGAAAUCUUGAAUCCCUUUAAACAUUCAUCUGUAUUAAAAAGAGAAUAAAAGAAAAGAUUUUGCAGUUCAUGACUAACUCACCAGCCAGUGUUACAUUUUCAUUACUUUAAAAUUCUUAUGAUCACAGUGUUCUCCAUGGAACCUUCUGCUCAAGCUGGUUUCAGGCUGGUCUGGUAUUGUUUUGGUUGUUAAUUUCCACACUUGUACUUUGCUCGAAAUCAAGCCAGCUAAAACAGCCACAUUUGCAACAGUUUGCUAAAUCUUCUGUUACCUAUUUUGUUCAAGGAAAAUGUCAUCAAAUUUUUUUCUAAAAAGUACAAAAUGUUGGGCUAAGAAUAUAUACUUGAAUUACUUACUCAUUGCUUAGAUGCCAUGGAAAUAAGAGCUAUACAAAAAACAUAAGCAAAUAAAAAGUAACAACAGCUUUUUGCGAACUCCCGUAUGCUGAAGUUGUGAAAAUUCAAAUUAACUUGAUUUGUUAGUUAUCUGAGUAAAACACAUGGAGACCAAGAAGUGGAAGGAAUAAUUGCACUGUGUAUUCAAAUAUAACACCCAUACUUCAUCAGUUUUAGAAAAUCUCUUUUCCCCAUUAAUAAGAAUAUUAAAUCUUUGAAUUAGUGGAAUGUAAAAACCAACAGCAGAAAAAAGAGUCACAUAAAAAUGAAACAAAAUCAACAUUCUGAAACAGUCAACAGUCUGUCCUUUUUCCCUAGUAAGAUUUCAAGUUUUCAUCCAUUGUACAAAAAACAGUAUAUUCAGAUAGAAGUCUUUAACAUUGUACUUGUUUCCUAAUGAGAGAGAAACUUUGUACAGUAAUAAUUUUAUUUCCAUUUUGGCACAUUAUCUGGUGGAGUGGUAUAACAGUUUUCAAGAGGCCUUUUUAAAGGACAGUUCUGGGUGAAGAGCCUAAUUUGCAAGACUGGACUAAAAAAGCUAUCCCUGUUUAACCAGGUCAUAGAAAGAACAAAAUCUUUGUGCUCAAAAUGGAUGUUUACAGAGAUUGUGAGAAGAGAGGAUUGUACAAAUGGCAUCAUAUCUUUUUAUAGGGUUUGGGAUCAAAAUGACUGGAAAGAGAAAAAAGAAAAUUAAUAUUUCCAUCAAUCCUGAGAUGCCUCAGCCUGAAGUGAAUGACACUGACGUGAGACAAGACAAUCCAGAAAAACUGAGCUGUCAUACAUCGUGCGAAUCCCUAUUAUCAUAUGGAAGUGGAUUCAACAAUUUUCAAGGCAUUUUUAACUGGUCUGUAGUCCUGUUGGUCCUCACUCAUGUUCACAUGAGCCUGGAGAAUUUCAUCAGGUAUGGACUGUUAUUCGACCCUGUCAAGAUAAUUUCAGUUUUCCUGAAAGACCCCUAUAAGUGGCCAGCAGUAUAUCUCAUUGCUGCCUCUGUUUUGUUUGCACUUCCUGCAGUUUUUAUAGAAAGGUAUUUAAGAAAGGUUCGUGGCUCUGAAAGCAUCGGUUUGGUGUUGCAAUCACUUAACCUGUUUUUAUUGGUAACAUUCCCAGCUGUCAUGGUUUAUAGAAUGCAAGCCAUAACUCCAGCUGGAGGGUUGCUGACCAUGUUUGUGUAUAUCAUCAUUGCCCUGAAACUGUUCUCCUACUAUCAGGUGAAUCGCUGGUACAGGGAGGGAACCCCCAGACCAGUCAGAGGAACUUCUAGAAUGCAAGCAGCAGAUUCCUCAACCCAUCAGUCCAGAAGGAACGAAAGAGGACAGUCAAAGCAGAUCAUGUACCCAAUGAACCUGAAAGUAAAAGAUCUGUAUUACUUCCUGCUAGCCCCCACGCUUUGCUACCAGCUAAAUUUCCCAAGACAAAAGCAUUGCCGGCAAGGCUAUAUCAUUAGAAGAUUCAUUGAAAUGAUUUUUCUCUUUCAUCUCAUGCUGGGGCUAAUACAGCAGUGGAUUGUACCCAAUAUACAUAAAUCAAUGAAGCCCAUAAAUGAAAUAGAGUCUACCCUGCUCACUGAAUACAUCUUAAAACUAGCGGUGCCCAAUCAUUUCAUCUGGCUGAUCUUUUUUUAUUGGUAUUUUCACUCCUGCCUCAACUGCCUUGCGGAACUGCUCCGAUUUGGUGACCGGCAAUUUUAUCUAGACUGGUGGAAUGCAGACUCCGUCCUACAGUUCUGGUCCAGAUGGAAUAUCCCAGCCCAUAGAUGGCUAGACAGGCACAUAUACAGGCCCUUGCUGCAUCACGGCUAUGACAAGUGGCAGGCCCGCAUGACAGUAUUCCUGCUCUCUGCAUGUUUCUAUGAGUAUCUAAUUGCCAUCCCACUGAAGAUGUUCCGGUUUUGGAUGUUUUUUGCUAUGGCAGCCCAGGUCCCCCUGGCUUGUCUAAUGAAAAAGCUUUUUGGUGGUAAUUUUGGCAACAUCCUCGUGUGGAUCAGUCUGGUCCUGGGUCCUCCCCUCAUGGUGCUCUUGUAUUUUCAUGACUAUUACAUCCAGCACCAUCGGCGGGAUUCAAGCUGGAGGCUGUUUUUUUUCUAAUCGGCCCCAGUCCUAGUUCCCUAGCACUCUGGCUGUAUGUGCGACAGAGGCACCAAUGGAGCCAACCUUUUCUUUAAGAUGGGAGGGAUGGCCAGGCCUGCAAUGCUCCAUCCGGCCAGGAGGCUGGAGAUGGAGUGUUGCAUGCUGGUCUCCCCCCAUACUGAAGAGGCAGGAGUGCAGAACUUUGUGGGCCACGUGUGUUUGUUUACUUUGCCCCCCUCUGGCCCCUUUGUCUCGUCAAUGGAAAGUUGCUCGUUGGCUCCUGAAGGACUUGACUUGAGAAAUAUCUGCACAAGGUCCCACCACAGCUCUGGAGAUAAAUAUACUUUGUACUGUCUCUCUGUUCCUAUUAAAAUACUGCUGUUUCUGGUAACAUCCUGCCUGGGAAAUGAAUGUAAGAAUCCGGUAAAACCUAAGACUGUUUCCUCGCUUUUUGCGUCCAGUGAUUUAAAGGGAAGAGUUGAAGUAAUGAGGCAAUAAUGUCAAUUGAACAAAAGGGGCCCCCGUGGCUAGAUACAUGGGAAAGUGAAGCCAAGACAUUUUUGUUUGCAGCAGGAAACACUGAAGUUUAUUAACAUCAUUCUCUCUCUUUUAUCCCACGUGACUGCUCCAGAGCAGGUAUAAUUAUUUUGGGCUUAGCUUGGUCACUCUCACUUGUACAAACACUUCCCUAGCUCCUCAGAUGGGCCCAGGAAACUCGGAGGGACUGCUUGCAGGAUGCUGUUCGACUCAGUGAAAUGAGGGUGGCAGCUUUGGGCCCAGUGUAUGCAGUAGCGGAGUGGCAUUGCUAAUGAAUGACUAGUUUCUGAGUGCUUUCUCAUUGCCAUAAUCAGCCCAACGGUUGCUCCCGCCACUGUAUUCUCUUGACAAAGGAGUUGUCUGUUGCUCUUUGGAGGCAGUGAGGUGGGUGGAGCUAGAAAGCUGCCAUUUGGCAAGGAAGUAGCCCUGAGGCCAGCAAGGGGCCUGGCGGUGUUCUGGAGAAUCCCUUUGAAUGUGGCAUGGGUGGAGGCUUUGAGCAGUGGAUGGUUUUACCCAGACAUGUUUAACAAACAUCACCUGACACACUAUAGGGAGUUAGUUUUCACAGACAUGCCCAUGGCUCUACAAUGCAAUAAACCAUCCCUACUCAGGAAAGCACGUAACUGAACUUUACAACUUGUACUUGUUUAAGUACUUCCCUGAAUGAGGCAGGACUAGUCUGACCCUGCUUGGCUUCAUUCAUGGUAUUCCUUGCUGCACUGUGUAGUAAGGCCACCGUUUUAUACCUGUGUGUCGACAGGCACCUGAAUCCGGGUGUGUUUAUCAUUCUGCUUAUUACCGUCGCGCCUGGACCUUCCAGUUGUGGACCAACACCCCAUCAUGCUGGGUACUGCUGUAUACACAGCACAAAAAGACAGCCCCAGCCCUAAGGGGUGUACAGUCUACAGCAAGAGCAGCAGCUGGCCGCAGGCAGGAGAGCACAAGGAAACAGAGACAGCAUUGAUUGGCAUGAUGGGCUGGGGUCUUAGCACAACAGCAGGCUACAUGAGCCUACUUUGGCACCUAAAUUAGCAGCUUGAUUUUCAGGCAUCCAUUGCCAACAGUCAGAUUCCUUCAAUUAGGUUUGCUUGAACUGUACAUUUUUGGGGCAGGGAGUUAGUUUCUCCAAAACACAGUGCCGGGUGAGGACAGCCAGCCCGGUCCGUUGUGCUGGGAGAGAGAUGUUCGGGGAACAGGACACUCCGUGAACAGUGAGGAUGAAGAGGGUUUCUUGGAAAGCCGUGAUUACAAUCAGUGCAUUUAUUUCUAACCAGUGUAACACUAAAUAUAGUGACCCUCUUCCGCCGGAGACAGUCAGUGAGCUGGGAGGGGUGGGAAGCCACAGAGCUGGGGUACUGCAUGCAGCCUUCCUCUUGGCUUCUGUUUGAAGAAGUUAUUUAAACGGAAAGUCUCGCCACUUCCUUGCUCGCUGGGCACUGUCCCGCUGUGUCCUGGAUGGGGUGGGAGUCUGAAGCAGUGACAGUCCAGAAGUGUUUAAGACGGUGUUUCUCACCAUGCCGCUUCCCACGGCUCCUCUUGGCGGGAAAUGGUGAACCAGGGUCAAUGGGAGCCGUGAGGCUCCGUGGUUACGGACUCUUGAGGUAAACCAAGUGAUGUGGGUCUGCUAGCAGCUUUCCCAGCGCGGGUCCGGGCCCGCUGUGAGAAACACAGUGCAGAGGUUGGGAACUUUGCUGUCUCCCGUACGUCACUCUGCAGUCCUGUUACACAGGUUUUUGUAAGGACUCUAGAUGUGUAAAAAGAACCAUUUGUACAUUUCACGCACUUCCACGGAGAGGUUAAAAUAUACAGGGUCUGACCUUCAGAGGGGCUGAACCUCAGUAGCUCCCAUCAACUUCUGUACCACCACAAAUCAGGCCCAGGAAAGGGCCCUUGGCAGGGAGGAAGGGGGGCAGCUAGAAGCAGUUAAAGGCCAAGGAGGGCCCAUUAUUUAUCUUGACCCCUCGCCUUCUGCAAGGAGAGUUUAGAGGGUCCAGCUGCUCUAUCGUUAUUGAUGCUGAUGAUUAUUUCUCUCUCCACUGUGACUAGCUUUUGUUCUCUGGCCCUUUUUCCUCUUCCUGUCCUCUUUU
Pelodiscus sinensis (Chinese soft-shelled turtle) is the source of this 5792-nucleotide messenger RNA. The record is from RefSeq and is a predicted model, not a curated record. Lineage: Eukaryota; Metazoa; Chordata; Testudines; Trionychidae.